AUGGUCCCCCGUGUCGCGACGGAUGCCACCGCCGCUGUCGCCCAGCCGAAGCAGAGGAAGCAGAGGGCGCCGCCGUCCAAGCCCCCGGGCAUGUCUAACGCCGACUGGAGGGUGGAAGUUCAGCGCCGGGAGGCUGUCACCACCGACCAGCGGAACAGGGCCAACGCCAAGAAGGCCCGGGACAGUGCGGCGCUCACGGCUGCGGCGGUGGCGGAGCAGGCGGAGCGCUCGGCCGAACAAGCCGAGGCGGCUUGCGCGGGGAUGAUGAAUCCACCCAGCGGCCACGGCCCGUACGCGCCCUGGAGCAAGCAAAGCGUCGGGUCACCGGACGGCUUCUCGUCGUCGCCACAACCCUGGGCCUGCACGCCGUCGCCGGGCUACGCCGACGGUGACACGCACGGUGGGUUCAACCCCAACAUCACCUUCCCCCAUGGUCACCUGGCCCAGCGCACGCCCUCGCCUGCCUUCGCUGGCGUGCAGUACCCUCCGUACGCCUACUCACCACCGACCUACGCAUCCUCCCCGACGCCACCUCUCCGCCGUGGCGCGCUGCCCUUCUCACAAGCCUCCUCGUUGCAUCUUGGCGACACCGACGCGACGAAGGCCGACAUGGACGACAUCAUCACGACCGGCUCGGCCGUCGUCGCCGCCUCCCGCGGGUUCACUGCCCAAGACGACACAAUGGACCUCAACGGCGAGGAGGAGCCAGAGGAGGAGGAGGAGGAGGAGUCGGUGCCUGCUCCGGCGAGGAAAGGGAAGAAGAAGAAAAAGGGGGCGGCCAGGACCGGCGAGCCGCGCAUCAAGUGGGCGUCCAAGGAGGACGAGUGCCUCGCCGAAGCAUGGAAAGUCGUCUGCCUCGACCCGAUCAUCGGCACGAACCAGAGCAUCGACACGUAUUGGGACCGCAUCAAGGCCGAGUUCGACGAGCGCAAGCUCAUCGACCCCUACUUCAAAGGCGUGCACAUGCAGCGCGGGUCGAAGGCAAUGCCGAACCAUUGGGGGCUCAUCCAAAAAGUGUGCAACAAAUGGCAUGAGAUCGUCGAGGAGAUCGCGGCUCGGCCGGAGAGCGGCGCCAGCGUCGAGGAUCACGUAUGCCACGCCGGGCUCCCCCUUCUCGUUUCGGCUUGUGCGCGCCCGCCGACUGUUGUUUCUCGGCGCAGCAGCUGCGGAUGUUCGCCAUGUUUUGCCAAGACAGUAGCGACCAAGACUUCAAGUACCUCCACGUCUUCAAGCGGAUCGAGAAGUGCGAGAAGUGGGCGGAUAUCCAGCGCACCCUUGCCAAGGCCAAGGAGACAUACAAGCCGGAGCGCCGACGGGCGCCCGGACGGCAACAAAGGGGCCAAGAAGGGGAAACACGCCGAGUCGGCUACCGCACGUGUGCACGAGUCCAUCGAGCAUUGCCUCACCGGCGCCAAGACCCGGGCCGCCCAACGGGAAGAGAAGACCGAGGCGCGGUGGUCGGCGUUGAUGACGAACAGCGCCGUCAAGCACGACCUGCUCCGGACCAACGUCGCCGCGAAGAAGAGGAACACCGACCUGGCUUUCCUGAUGGGCGGGGCGGACAUGUCGGCGAUGGACGAGCAGGUCAAGGCGUGGUACAUGGCGGAGCGCGGCCUCAUCCUGAACCAGAUGUCGUCGACGGUGCCGCCAUCUCCAACGCCGCCGCCAAGCCCGAGCGAUGAUGCCUCCACGGCACCUAGCAGCACAGAAGAAGCCGCGCCGACGGCGCCCAGCCCGCGCACGCCGACUCCUCCGACACAGGAGGCUGACACAGCAGUUUGA
Messenger RNA from Aegilops tauschii subsp. strangulata, 1782 nucleotides. RefSeq lists its product as uncharacterized. The record is from RefSeq and is a predicted model, not a curated record. Lineage: Eukaryota; Viridiplantae; Streptophyta; Magnoliopsida; Poales; Poaceae.